UUUCACGUGUAUUUUUAUUGUAGUCAAUGCCUUACACGAUUUCAACAAGAUUUUUAAGUGUUUUAGAUAUUUAUCUAGUUUAAUAGCUUCUUGUACAGAAAUAUACGACUCAAUAUUCCAAUACUGACAAUAAUACGUUGGUCUUUGUGUUAUAAAUUAAAAUUUAUCGAUUGGAUUUAUAGUUUGAGUAAACUUGGGAUUUAAUACUGAGGCAAAUCAAUUAUAUUCCAAAGAAAGAUGACUUACGACUGGUUUGAGUCUAUAGGACGGCCACGAUUUGUGGUUGCUCCUAUGGUGGAUGCCAGUGAGCUAGCUUGGCGCCUUUUAUGCCGGCGACAUGGAGCAACAUUAUGCUAUACUCCAAUGUUUCACAGUAAUGUUUUUAAUAAAGACCCUAAGUAUAGGAAAGACAACAUGGUUACAUGCGAGGAGGACCGUCCUCUAAUUGUGCAGUUCUGUGGAAAUAAUCCUGAAAUAAUGGCAUCAGCUGCUAAACUUGUUGAGGGCCAAUGUGAUGCCAUUGAUAUAAACCUUGGCUGUCCACAAUCCAUAGCUAAAAGAGGCAGGUAUGGAUCCUUCCUCCAAGAUGACUGGGACUUACUGAAGAAAAUUGUACAAACAAUGUCUGAAGCAGUCUCUGUACCAAUAACUUGCAAAGUAAGGAUUUUUGAGAGUAUAGAGAAAUCAGUGGAGUAUGCUCUUAUGUUACAAAAUGCUGGAUGUAAAAUGCUCACUGUGCAUGGUAGAACAAGAGAACAAAAGGGACCAUUGACUGGUGUUGCUAGUUGGGAACAUAUAAAAGCAGUUAGGGAAGCAAUAUCAAUACCUAUGUUAGCUAAUGGAAACAUUCAAUGUUUACAAGAUGUCUACAGAUGUUUAGAAUACACCAAAGUCGAUGGGAUUAUGAGUGCAGAAGGUAAUCUAACAAAUCCAGCCAUAUUUGAAGGAAUAAAUCCUGUGUCAUGGGAGAUUGCUAAUGAGUAUUUAGACUUGGUAGAACAGUAUCCUUGUCCAACAUCUUAUAUCAGGGGCCAUUUAUUUAAAAUAUUUCAUAAAAUAUUUUCACUGGAAGAAAACAAUGAAGAUAGACAAAUUUUGGCCACAGCACAAAAUUUAGAUGACUUUAAGAGAGUGUGUAUCAAUGUGAGAGACAAGUAUCUACCUUAUCAUGAAGGUAAAAUUAAUAUUGAGAAUGAUGAAAACAUAACUAGGAUUGGGUUCAAUUUAAUACUUCCUCCAUGGAUAUGCCAACCCUACGUCAGAAUGUCACCAGAAGAACACACACUGAAAAUUGAGAAAUUAAAUAUUAUUCAGAAAAAUUCUGCUGAAAAAAGGAAAAGUGAAGACAAUGAUGGUACAAUCCUAUCAAGAAAGAAAAUGAAAAAGUUGAGGCGAAUAAGCAGAAGACCAGAAAAGGCAGAUUCGCAACAGAAUGGUAGAAGUGGUCAAAUCUGUUUUAGUGAAGAUUGCCCCAAUCCUCUCGGUGGAAAAUGUUUAUACCAGCUAUGCAAAAAAUGUUGCAGAAACAAAUGCUAUGAAGAAGAGUUAGACUGUAAAGGUCACGGAAUACUUGUUCAUACUAGGCGUGAAAUGGCUAGAAAGUUUGCAAAAAAUGUUGAGUGUAACACAGAAGCUGCUCCAAACUAAUUUAACAGGACCAUGGCAACAACCUGAGGAAAUUACAAACACGUAAACACUGUAAAUAUAUGUAAAAAUGUAUGUAUUUUUUAAGUGCAAAUAUUAAAUAUACAUAAUUAUUGGAACUGUAAGUAGUUUACUCUUUUAUCUGUAAAAUUAAAUGCUGAACUUUCAAAAAGCUCUCUUUCAAGGUACCUUGCAAAAAGUUUCUUUUUUUAGAAUAGUUCAGUCGUUUCCAUAGUAACAAGCUGUAUACAUACAGCAUAUAACUCCUAAAAUUGCGUUAACAAGUACACAAAGUAAUUGAUGCUAUUAGUUGGUAUCCUCCCAGUUUGGGAUGAUGUCAUACUAGGAAUAAUAAAAACUUAAUUAAUUAAGUGAAAUCGAACAGAUGCGCGCGCAUUAUGUGGGUUUGACCAUCAAUUAAGUAACAAUACAAGGUUAGACUGAGCUUUCUUCUGUAUUGAACUUUUUGUUUUUAAAAUGGUAUAACUCGUGAUACAGUUUUAUACUGAACAGUGCCUUAGGAUAGUGUAAAAUGGAUACUGAAUAUAACGUGACUAUAGAUUUAUAAAUAUUACCUAACUAUAGGUACCUAUGAACUAUAAUAAUCAACAUCUACCCUACCGAUGGACAAUUGCUGUUCUUCUCAUCAAUCACCAAGACCACAAAGAAGAAUAAAUGGACUGCAAUUGCCACUGAACUUCCAACAAGUCGCAAGCUGGCUCGUGUUUAUUGCGACUGGGGCGUUAAAUUUUCUAAUAUUGAUAGACAUACAAUUUAACGAAUUGAGGACAAUAUCAUUGGUAAUAUUCACUGUGCUGUAUAUAUCUCACAUUUCAUCGAAUCUAACGGCUUCGUUAUUAGAUCCGAGUGAAAAGGAAUUAAGAAAAUUGGCAGUGCAUAAUGUUCCCGAGUUUGAUCGAGCAGUUCAUGCCCACGUUAUUGAAAAUGGAAGAUGUCAUCUGUGCAACAUACACACAAGCAGCAGAAGAACCAAACAUUGCAGUAUUUGCAAUAAGUGCGUGGACAACUUCGACCACCACUGCAAGUGGCUUAACAACUGCGUUGGCCGAAGGAACUACCUGGCGUUUGUUGCGUGCGUCACCACAGCUCUCAUGAUAUCCAUAUUAACCACAUCCUUAUGUGUAGCAGACAUUGUGAUAUUUUUUACAAAUCCCAAAUAUUUUAGCAUUGAAGCACAAAACUUUAUCAAUUGUAGCACUUCAUACAGCAGAACGAUAGUGAUCCCAAGGUUUUGUAGAACUUCUAUAUCUUUUCUUAUAUUUUUGAUUUUAUUCUGUGUAAUGGCAUUGGCUAUCGGAUGUGCCUUAUUGCAUUUGUGCUGUUUCCAUAUUUAUAUAUCGUUGUUAGGAGUUACAACUUAUGAAUAUGUAGUGAGAAGUGGGGAUUCAAUGACUCCGUCAUACAAGUGUCUACGGGGUUGUAAAUGUUACAGGUGGAAUAAUGUGUCCAAACACUUGUAUACUAUAAGACAACCGAAACGGCCCGCUCGAACUAAUAACACUGAUGAUGGUACAGUGGGGAAUAAAUUAGAAGUUUCUCGUACCGCAGAUAUACAAAACGGGGAAGCACACGUUAUAAACUUCAUUAGUAUACUAAUUAAUAAUGAAUUAGAUAAAGCAAGGAAAAUGUUUUUAUAUGAUAAGAACAAAAUACACCCACACGAAGCAAGUAGUAGUAGCUAGCAUACUUUAUAUCUUGGUG
This is a messenger RNA of Spodoptera exigua (beet armyworm), 3366 nucleotides long. Lineage: Eukaryota; Metazoa; Arthropoda; Insecta; Lepidoptera; Noctuidae. The record is from the annotation of a GenBank genome assembly.